UCCCGCCAUUGUUCCUCUGUUUUCCCUCUGUUCCUUCUCUUUCUUUCUAUUCUGACCCCUCUUCUCAUUUCAGUUCUACAAUCUCUCUUUCACCCAAAACCGAUUUCUUCCCCUACCUUCCCCCAGACGCCAAUUCGCCGUUAUUGGCGUCUGGUUUGGCUCCUCUCGAGCUUGCUACAAAGCUGUAAACGAUGAAAGGCAUAAUUCAAGACGUGAAAGGAAGAAAAGCUGUCUAUGGAGAUGACUGGAGCAAUGCGUUCGCCGCCGGUCCCAGGAUUUUCGCCCCCAUUGCCUACAUCUUCUUCGCUUCCGCUCUCCCCGUCAUCGCUUUCGGGGAACAACUAAGCCGGGAAACAGAUGGAAGCCUGAGCACGGUGGAGACCCUGGCUUCAACGGCUCUUUGCGGAAUCAUCCAUUCCCUUAUCGGCGGGCAGCCAUUGUUGGUGGUGGGAGUUGCAGAACCUACUGUCAUCAUGUACAGCUACAUCUACACUUUUGCCAUUAGCUCCGAUGCCGUAGGAAAAAAGCUCUACCUUGCUUGGGCUGGAUGGGUAUGUGUAUGGACAGCUCUCAUGCUCAUUCUCCUCGCCGUGUUCGACGCCUGCAACAUCCUCAACAAGUUCACCAGACUUGCAGGCGAGACAUUUGGAAUGUUGAUCGCCGUUCUCUUCUUCCAGCAGGCCGUAAAGGGGAUGGUGGGUGAGUUCAGCCCUACGGAGGGCGAGGACGAAAAAUCACCAGACCACAGCUUCCAGUGGCUAUACGUAAACGGCCUUCUGGGAGUCAUCUUCACCUUCGGCGUUCUCAUCACAGCUCUGAAGAGCAGAAAGGCGAGGUCUUGGGAAUACGGCACCGGAUGGUUUCGAAGCAUCAUCGCCGAUUACGGCGUCCCAUUGGUGGUGAUGGCAUGGGCGGCACUGUCGUUGACAGUGCCGCGCCAGGUUCCCGAAGGAAUUCCGCGGCGGCUGCAGACUCCCCUGCCCUGGGACCCUGCCUCAAUGGGACACUGGACCGUCUUCAUGGAUAUGGCAAAAGUGCCACCAGGGUUCAUUCUGGCUGCGAUCAUACCAGCUGUGAUGGUUGCAGGGCUCUACUUCUUCGAUCAUAGUGUUGCUUCUCAAAUGGCACAACAGAAGGAGUUCAACAUCAAGAAGCCCUCUGCUUACCAUUACGACAUUUUAAUCCUCGGCAUCACGACUUUGAUUUGUGGAUUGAUUGGUCUCCCUCCCUGCAAUGGAGUUCUCCCGCAGUCUCCUAUGCAUACCAAGAGCCUUUCGGUUCUCAAUGGACAGUUGAUAAGGAAGAAGAUGGUGCAAACAGCUAAGGAAAGCAUGAUGCAGCACGAUAGCAAGUCGAAAACCUACGGCAGAAUGGAGGAGGCCUUUGUUGAAAUGGAUGGAAGUGCAGCUCAGCCAUCAGCGGCGAAAGAGUUGAAGAACCUGAAAGAAGCAGUGAUGAGUGAAGGAAGCAAAGAGGGCGGCGAAAGCAGCUUCGAUCCGGAGAAGAUCGAUGCUUACUUGCCUGUUCGUGUAAUCGAGCAGCGGUUCAGCAACUUCAUGCAAUCGCUUCUUAUCGGCGUGUCGCUAAUGGCGAUGCCUGUGAUCAAGAAGAUCCCGACUUCGGUCCUGUGGGGGUAUUUCGCUUACAUGGCCAUCGACAGUCUCCCUGGAAACCAGUUCUGGGAAAGAAUUGUUCUGCUUCUCAUCACUCCCACCAGACGACACAAGAUUCUGGAAAGGCCACACGCAUCGUUCGUGGAGACGGUCCCCUUCAAAGAGAUAGCCAAGUUCACGAUCUUCCAGCUGAUCUAUUUCCUGAUAUGCUUCGGAGUGACGUGGAUCCCGGUUGCCGGAAUCCUGUUCCCUCUGCCUUUCUUCUUCUUGAUAAGCAUCAGGGAGAAAAUCCUGCCCAAAUUCUUCCAACCCAAUCACCUGAAGGAGCUCGACGGGGUCGAGUACGAAGAAAUCGAAGGCGACCCGAUGCGCACCCGUUCGAUGUCGUUAAGGGUAACCCGAAAAAGGACCAAUUCGAGAGACGCAGGAUUUGAGGAAGAAGCUGAGGUGUUUGAUGAGUUAACUACUGGCAGAGGCGAGCUGAGGCUGAGAUCUGCGAGCGUGAGUCAGGAGAGGAGCAACCAGGCAAGGAGUAAAAAAACAGAGCAUGGCAUUUUGAAUGCUUUCUUGACAGAUGCUAAAGGUUGUUUCUUUCCUUUUUGUGCAGGUUUAUCCUGGGAAUUUCUUGGACGGUUAAAGAUGGCGAGUGAUUUUUUUUCUUUUCUGACUAGAAAGAGAAAAGAUGGAGGAAAACAAGACAUGUGA
Molecule: messenger RNA, 2318 nt
Organism: Linum tenue
Lineage: Eukaryota; Viridiplantae; Streptophyta; Magnoliopsida; Malpighiales; Linaceae
Source: the annotation of a GenBank genome assembly